UCCUCCUUCCUUCCCCGCACAGUCCCGUUGGCCUCUAACGCCACGACGGCGACGAGAGGGAGGGAGAUCGUCGUUCACGUCACACCCUAACCCCCCGCUCUCAUCCUCUAAGCAUGCCUACGGGACGACCCGAGGCCGCCUUGGUGGAAUAUGACGGUGCCGGUGGCGACGAUGCGGCGUUCGCCAAGAGGGGUUGCUGUUUCAGGAUGCCGUGCUUGGGAUACAAUUCGUCGCUUUCUCCGUCCGCGCCUGGAUCCAUGUGGUGGGAGCGGAUGCGGAGCCCCGAGAGCAAGGACCACUGGUGGAGCCGCGGGUGGAAGAAAUUGCAAGAAUGGUCGGAGAUCGUCGCCGGACCCAAAUGGAAGACCUUCAUCCGCCGCUUCAAUAGGGUGAGACCCGGUGGAUAUACGAAGCAGGGCUCGUUCCGGUACGACGCAUCUAGUUACGCCCUGAACUUUGACGAAGGCCAGGACGGUGAAGAAGAUUACUACGUCAACAAUUUCUCGACCAGGUACGCGUCGAUCCCGGCGUCGGCGAAGUCGUCGAUGGACCUUGGGAAGGACGGGCCCACGUUCACGUGAGGAGGGUUUUGGAAUUUGGGAGAUUGAGUUCCAAGGGUCCGAAGUUGGAGCGUUUUUCGGACUGUGGCCAACGGAGGUGGAUUGGAAACAGGUGUUACGUUGCUUCAGGAUUCUGUGGCUUCCUCUAUUUUAUCGGUUGUUUUUUCUCCUUCCCAAGUUUGUUGUAUAAAUCACAAUCUUAAAAUAAGCAAUUCAAGAAAUAAAAAAAAAUUCUCAAAA
Messenger RNA from Prosopis cineraria, 800 nucleotides. RefSeq lists its product as uncharacterized. Lineage: Eukaryota; Viridiplantae; Streptophyta; Magnoliopsida; Fabales; Fabaceae. The record is from RefSeq and is a predicted model, not a curated record. The transcript has a single exon. The coding region runs from base 114 to 581 and encodes 155 amino acids.